CGUCGGGAGACUGGAGAUGUUGCCAGACGUCCUCACAGGUUGAGCUUCAUCCUCCUCCACAACGACGGAUCUUCUUCAUUUCACGGUGCCCGUUUCUACCUCCGCUGCCGCGGCCGCGGUGUAGCAACGAGCCGCACGGAGGGAGCAGAAGCCAUAAGAUGAAGAAACGUUACGUGGACGCGAGCAGGCUACGGAAAAUGAAAAAAAUGAAGAUAACGGAGAGGCUGUCUGAAAGUGCGUACACCUUCCUGAAGUUUAUGAUGAUGUGGACGUUGGUGCUGCUGGCAGAUUUCUUGCUUGAAUUCAGACUGGAGUACCUGUGGCCAUGCUGGCUCUUCUUUGGCAGUGUGUACACCACUUUCCACUGCCACGGGCUGGUUAUUUGUGUUGUUUUUGUCUGUGCUGCCUUCACUCUGGACAUCUUUUGUUUAAUUUUUGUGCCUUUGCACUGGCUAUUCUUUGUGGCAAGCACCUAUGUGUUAUUCAAUUACAUCUGGCAUACAGAGAAAGGCAUCUGCAUCUCGACGGUGUCCCUGUGGAUUCUGUUUGUGUACACAGAGGCUUCCCUUCGACUCAAAGACCUUAAAACCUCUCAUGCCAACCUGUCUCAUUUUUUUGCUGCACACUGCAUCGGAUAUCCUGUCGUGUAUUUGGGGUUUGAUGCCACCUGCUACUUCACCAACAUCUUCAAGCUGCGCAUACAGAAAGCUGUUCAGAGUGAGAAUGACUUCCACAUGCACCUCCUGCAGCAUUCGCUGCCUCCGGCCCUGCAGGUCUACCCCAAGACCGCCACCGAGGGCAGCAGCAGCUCAAAAUGGAAGAUGAAGCCCGAGUCGACUCAGUAUCAAUGUCAGAACGACGGCACUGCCGUGGCCCAUGAUGAGGUGCACACUGUGGACUGCCUCCAGAUCCACAGUGAGGACAGACCGACCGAGAAGGGAUCACAGGAGGUGAGGUCAGCUGAAUCAAACCGGCGGCCGGUAUCAACCAAACCUGCCGAGUCCAGAGAUCUGCUCCACUGCGGGGCAGGAGGACAAGAAUCCUCCGCAGCCCCCGAAAAUCUACCUCAAGAUGAGCAAGGCAGCAAAGCCACGCGAGCGGCCAAAGGCUCCUCUCCAAAAGCCCGCAGGAGCAGCACAAACACCCCUUCACCGCCUGCAGGAAGGACUGAGAAGAAGCAGAGAACCAGCUCAAAAACGUUCUGCCUCAACCAGGACACGGCCGAGAAGAACGCCACCGCAGCGCAGCAUCACCACGCUGAGCAGAUGACCAAGCUGGAGCAGGAGCUGAGGAGGCUGAAGGGCGAGCUGCAGGUGAGCAGGCAGAGCGAGCAGGAGCUGCGAAGCCACAUCUGCAACUUGACGAACAGCGAGAGGAGCCUGAGACCGGAGGUCUCCCUGCUCAGACAGUCCAAUAUGCUUCUCCAGAGCAAGAUUCUGUGUCUGACUAAAACCAAGCAACGGGACAAACAGAGCAGUGCGAUGCUGGAGAAGAAGACCAGAGCGGAGACGGAGGCCAGACUCUCCGUAGAGAAACAGUUGGCUGAGCUUCAGGCUCAGAAACUGGAGGAAGCAGCCAUCACAGCACGCAGUCUCACAAACAGGCAGGAACACUGUGAAACCCAAAUGUUGAGGAAGAGAGUUAAAGAUCUAGAGACAGAGUACAAACAACUACAGCUGGAGUGUCAAGUGAAAGAGAGUCGCGUGCUAGAUCUAGAGAAUGAUGUUGAGGCUCUGGGAAUGUACCGCUGUGUGGCGAGAGAGACCGACAUGCUGCUGUCCACGCUGUCGGCCAUGCAGGAGAAGGCUCAACAUCUGGAGUACAACCUGAGCGCCGAGACUCGCAUCAAACUGGACCUGUUCUCGGCUCUGGGCGACGCCCGCCGGCAGCUGGAGAUCGCUCAAGAUAAAGCGAUGAGGCAGGACCGGGAGAUCAAGGAGAUGAAGCAGAAGAUCGCGGAGGUGAUGGCCGUCAGUCCCGCCGUGUCCUACAUGGCGCCUCGGCCUCCGGUGCCGCAGUAUCUCACCAAGUUACUCAGCUCUGAGCGCUACAUGCUGAAUCCACGAGCGCUGAUGUACCAGUGUCUGAAGAAGUGAAGGAGGCCGUCGGACCCCCGGAUCAUAAGACGUUAGGGAAAGGGGCUCGUGGAUUUGUAUUACGGAGCUGAAUGACACCGUGUCGUCGCCUCCUUUCCGCCAUGGACCAGAACGCACCACAACACAAGUCGAAUGCCUUUUGCUGCACUGAUGGUGCUAACUUUACAUCGGGUGGAAGUGUUUCACUCCAAAAUAUGAAAUCUGAUAUGCAGAGCUGCUGUAGGCACAUGUUUUAUGUCAAGGAACAGCAUGAACCAUCAAGUUGGGAUGCAACAGAGAAAAGCACAACACGUAUUCACAUUCAGACCCUGAAGGUUUUAAUCUAAGUGAUGAUUUCUGGAUAGAUGAGUUCAGAUGUACAAGUGGAUGAAUCGUGCUGCCCUGCAGACCCCCCCCGUCUAACUCUGUACAAUAUAUUUUCUUGGCAUGACAGUAGAACGUCACACGUUGUUUAUGUUGUUGUCAAAGGUAUUAUACUUACCAAGUUUCCAAACUUUAGGGACUACAAUAGCCUUUAGUUUAAUUCUACUGAAUGAUUUUGUUCUGGAGGAAUAUUGACACAAAUAUUUUAACAUGGGAUACUUUUUUUAAAUCUACUUUAUCCCUUUGAGUCAAAUGAUCUUUAGUAAUAAUUGGAAUGAAAAUAGGUAUGUAAGCUAAUUUCUGGCAUGAUAAAAAAAGAAAGAUCCUCCAUGUCUCUAAAUAAUGAAAAGUAUCUCAGAACGAGGGCAAUUAGAUAUAACUUUAUUUAAAAAGAAAAUAACAUUUCUUAAAGUGUUCUACAUGCUUACAUCAUGUUCAUGCUUGUUGAACUUGUGUCAAUUACACCAACACGUUUGAAAGUAAUGGUUCAAAAAAAGAACUGUUUGUGUAGAAGCUCAUCAAUAAUCCAGUGUUAUUAAUAGUUUAUUACUGGUGCCAUACCCUUCCCUACACAAUGAUCUUAUUUUAAACAUCUGAUAUUGUGCAGCCCUCGUUAUGACUUACAGGAUUGUUUUUUCAGGCCAGGUUGGAUCAUUAUUCUCUCUUACAGCCAGGAAUGGUUUUCCAUAAAUGAGCCUUGGACUUCGUCAUAAAUUCAGAAUGAUGUCAUCGUAUAGCGACGAGUCAAAAUAUCUUUUGUGAAAAAUCGCCCUUAAAUUAUUCCGAUAGUUUCUGAUCAUGCAGCGACAGAUUUAGGUGAAACUGAUUCAGCAUCCACGAACGCACCGUUCAAAACUAUUCAAUCUCCAUAUGAACACAGAGAGAUGAAAAUACUGAAUCAACCCCAGUUGUGUUUAUGACCUCCUUUUUAAUUUCGGGGAUAAAAUAGUCCUUUAUUUGAUCAAAUACAAACAAGGUCGACACAAUAGUCUAUUUACAAAGAUAAAACAAUAAGACAUCAAUAUAAAUAUUACCCAACAACAUAAAAGAAAAUGCUAAAUAAGGAAAGUAUGCCUGUGCCUGUAAAUAAUGGAUUACGAUUAUUUGAAUUGUGCUGAAAUUAAUAUCAAAUUAACGGUUUAAAAUGUGUUCAGAGUUGCAGACGUGGAGGUGAGGCGGGUUGUUGUCGUGUGAGGUUUCCUGGCAGCGAACAAGGUGCCGUGUAAUAGUCGGAGUGGGAAGAAGCGGUAAAACAGAAGCUCACACUUUGGCCCACAGCGGCAAACAGCUGGAAAAGAGAGCGAGCGGGACAAAGAUGAACCGAGUGGUUCGUUUGCCAGAGCGAGACUUCAUUUUUGAGUUAAAGCGGAUUUGUGAAUAACAAAGAAUGGUGUUGACCAAACAUGGUUCAUGAAUUUAAUUAUUGUGCCUAAAUGCAUUACUUUCAAACUGGGAGGUAAAACACAGAUUUAAUGUGAAAGAGUAAUGUGUUUGAAUUGAAGUGCUAUGUACUGUUUUUGUAGAUUGUUUUCUUUGUUUUUACCCACAUUGUACAGAAUUCAAAAGACCCACGCAGCUGAAAAACACUCAUGAACUGGAUGUCGCCAUUUUGGUAGCUUUUUAUUUAGAGCGUGUUUCUAGGGUGUUUUAUAUCAAAAAUAUUUUUUAGUCUUGCUGUACCUUUUAUUAUACUGCUGUAAUUUUGUACAGCAAUGUGUUUGUCGGCAUGAAAUGUGUUUUAUUCAACCGUUAUUCGAGCACACAUUGUGACUUUAAGUAUGUACAUGGACUUACUUGUACAAGGGCUACAGUUUCUUAACAUUUUGAACAAAUGAAAUGAAAUCGAACAGUGACGCUCGGAGGGGAGGGGUCACGCUCCUGAUACACCAGGAUGGGGUUUUUGUAUAAAUAAUUUAAACAAUUGAA
Messenger RNA from Pseudoliparis swirei, 4385 nucleotides. Its product is annotated as macoilin-1. Gene Ontology annotation, cellular component: rough endoplasmic reticulum membrane. The transcript is spliced from 11 exons. Bases 159 to 2096 code for a protein of 645 amino acids. Gene Ontology annotation, biological process: neuronal signal transduction. The record is from RefSeq and is a predicted model, not a curated record. NCBI's taxonomy places the organism in Eukaryota, Metazoa, Chordata, Actinopteri, Perciformes, Liparidae.